Messenger RNA from Linum tenue, 1809 nucleotides. NCBI's taxonomy places the organism in Eukaryota, Viridiplantae, Streptophyta, Magnoliopsida, Malpighiales, Linaceae. The record is from the annotation of a GenBank genome assembly.
GCGCACAGCUCUAAAUAUAUAUGAAUUUUAAUUAAAGGGUCUAAUAUAAAAAAAGCAAAGAAAAUUAGAGAGAGAGAGAGAGGCAGAGAAGAAAAAGGACAGACACGGCAAAUGGCGACCUAGCUCGCCAAUUCAAUUACUGCUGCCACCCAACAAAACCCGGAGAGAGAGAGAGAGAGGGCAGAGGAAGAAAAGCAGAAGUGUCUGCAGUCGCCUCCCCGCCAUUGAUAUUUGAUCAUCAUCCUCUGAGCUCCUCCCUCUCCGUUUCUCUUUUCUCUCCUCCGAUUUCUUCUUCCGUUGCCAGGUGAUUCUUUCUUAUCCCAACUCGGCUGCCGUUCCUGCGUCUUUGUGCUUGCCAGUUUUGCAGUAUCUUUGGCUGGCCGCGCGCAAGAUUCCCCUUGACCUACUCCUCCAAUCUUCCUCUCCCACUCUGUUUCCAUCAUCUUCUUCGUCUCGUUUGAUUGAUUGACUGAAUCGCAACAUAGUCAUGUCUGGCUUGUACGCCCACAAUUUCUCACCAUCUACUGCAACUCCACCGCCAUCUGCCGCCGCCGCCGCCGCUUCACCUCAUCAUCAUCUUCCUCAUCACCACCAUCACCUUCCUAAUCUUGAUAACAUCUCCAGUGUUCAGCAGCGACAGUUUUUGGCAGAGCUGUUGGAAGAGCACGACAAGCUCGGCCCUUUCAUGGAGGUCCUUCCAAUCUCCACCCGCCUUCUGAAUCAAGAGAUAUUAAGGGUUUCUGGAAUUGUCCCCAGCCAGCACCAGGGGCUCAGCCUCUAUGGAAUGCUUCAGCAGCGCCCGUCCUUAAGCCCUCGCCUGAGUGACGAAUCUUCAUGGAAUUCCCUGCCUCGCCAGUUUGAAAAAUGGUCUUGGAUGUGGCAGCGAUUGGGAGCAGAAGGGGUGAAUAUGGACUGGCAAGCUGCACCAACGAGCCCAAAUUCUUAUGUCGUGAAGAAGAUAUUACGUUUGGAUAUUCCGGUCGAUAAUUUUCCAAAUUUCAAUUUUGUAGGUCGCCUCCUGGGGCCUAGGGGGAACUCACUAAAGCGCGUGGAAGCCACAACUGGUUGCCGUGUCUACAUUAGAGGAAAGGGCUCGAUAAAGGAUGCUGAGAAGGAGGAUGCAUUGAGGGGGAGACCAGGAUAUGAGCAUUUGAGCGAGCCUCUUCACAUUUUAAUUGAGGCUGAAUUACCAGUUAACAUCGUGGACAUGCGUUUGAGACAAGCCAGGGAGAUCAUAGAAGAAGUGCUUAGACCUGUGGAAGAGGCGCAGGAUCUGUAUAAGAGACAACAACUGAGGGAGCUAGCACUGCUCAACUCUAGUCACAGGGAAGAAAGCCCUGGACCAAGUGGUGGUAGCGUCUCUCCUUUCUCGUCAAAUAUUAUUGGAAUGAAGCGUGCUAAAAUGGGUCAGUAGUGUUUGCUGUGACCGAACUUGAUCGCUAUCGCCGAGAUACUCGGUCAUUCAUCAUCGAAUGUUAUUGCCAAUUGAGCUGUCUAUUCUUGUGUCUAUAUCAUAUGGUUUUGGAGGGGCGAAUAAUGCUUUGUUCAUGCUGUGGUGUUAAUGUUAUUUUUGGGAAAGCUAGAGAUAGGUUACAGAUUACAACUGGGGAAACAUAAAACAUUGGCGAGGGAGUUUGUGGUUGGGAAUAGGAAAUAGAGGCUAUAGGAAUUCUUUUUUAUUUCAUUUGCAUAUACUGCUGUUGCUGUUGAGCAAUUAUUUGGAUUGAUUUCAGUAAGUUAAAAGUGAAAAAGUUCUCUUGUUAUUCUUUUGUUUGAAGGUUUGGAUUAACAAUUAUGUUGGAUUGCAGC